Daldinia decipiens is the source of this 952-nucleotide messenger RNA. RefSeq lists its product as uncharacterized. NCBI's taxonomy places the organism in Eukaryota, Fungi, Ascomycota, Sordariomycetes, Xylariales, Hypoxylaceae. Bases 134 to 853 code for a protein of 239 amino acids. Gene Ontology annotation, biological process: cell adhesion. Gene Ontology annotation, molecular function: carbohydrate binding. The transcript is spliced from 2 exons. The record is from RefSeq and is a predicted model, not a curated record.
UGCUAACAGGAGCUCAAGGACUUUUCUUCAGUCUUAUAUAACUUGAUAUCAGACCUCGUCGCUGUCUUCAAUACAUAGGCGAAUAAAUCGGUAGUAUCAUACCAGUCCCGAAGGAAGAGUUAGAACCAGCAAAAUGCGAGUGUGGGUAUCAUCUCACGGCGCUGGAGCCAUCAACACUUUAGACAACUCCUUCCGCAUCACAGCCAGCGAGGGAGGGUCAGUGAUACGACCGACGAAAGCCGGGGAACUCAAAGGAACUGUUCUAUUUCCUCUCCACGGCUUACCGAGUAGUAUUUCCUAUUACAACAAGGUAGCGGUUGACUUCUCAUCUCAAACCGCACGUGUUGAUGAGGUAGUAAUUAUGUCCGGUAGCGAUGAGGUCUUCCAGAAGAAGAGGCUGCGCAAAACUGGAGACUUCACAAUCCCGUUGCACGGCCACCAUGUCAAAGCGGAAGAAGAGGGGAAAGGCUUGGCAUUAUGGCUCAAGGUAGAGUUUGAGAAUGUGACUGCAGAGCUUGAGUUCCGGUCAGUUGGACUUGAGGUUGUUGUGACUUCUCCGCCGCCAACCGAAAAGAUGAAACUCGAUAGCGGGUCUUGGAAUACUGGCGAUGUUAGAUCAUGGGAUCAUCCUAGAGAGAAGACCGAAGGCUUGGUCAAAUUCACCAACGAGUUUAGCUCAAUUCCGACCGUGUUGGUUAGCAUGAAUACCGCAAGUGUUAAAGGAGGUUCUAAUUUUAGAGUCAAGGUUUACGCGACAGAUAUUAGCUCUCGUGGGUUCACCAUCCAUGCAGAUAGCUGGGCAGACACGGUGUUAUAUUCGUGCGGCGUGACAUGGUUAGCAAUAGGAUCUUGACAUGUUAGCGAGGAUGCCUCGGGACAGUUAAGAACACUGGGAGAAGUAGGGACUGAAAGUGGAACCGUUGGACUUGGGACAAGUAAUUUAUAGACCUAC